Cuscuta campestris is the source of this 2304-nucleotide messenger RNA. Lineage: Eukaryota; Viridiplantae; Streptophyta; Magnoliopsida; Solanales; Convolvulaceae. The record is from the annotation of a GenBank genome assembly.
ACUUUUUAAAGGUUCGGAGCAAACAAAGGAUGCGGUGUGGGAUCAUAUCGAGGAAAAGUUCUUUACGGCGAUGAACAAAGACACCUCGUACCGUACCCAGGACAAACUCACUUCUAAAUGGGGCCACAUCAACUGUAAAGUCCAAAAGUUUAUCGGAGUUUACGAGGAAUGCGCUCGGUCCCGGAGGAGCGAGACGAACGACGCUGAUGUUUUUCGGCUUGCCGCGACCCGAUAUCAAGAUGACGGGCACCAAGGCAAGGUGCCCAUCGAUCUUUGGAGGAUUUUAAGCCGUUCACCGAAAUGGCAACAACUCAACAAUUCUGAUGCCACAUCCUCAAAGAAAAGAUCCUCCGUCGACACCGAGGUUGAGGUCGAUGACACUAUCGGUUCGUCUGAACAAAGGUCUCCCUUCAGCGUUGCAGAUUCUAAUGACGAGGACCCCAUUCCACGGCCGAUCGGAAGAAAGAAGGCAAAAUCCAUUGCCUCGGGUUCUGGAGGGUCCGGCUCUAUUUCCGUUUCUUCUCACGACAAUAUCAGUCGGGCAAUGGUUGAACAAGUUCGGAUGUUCAAUAUUCGAGAAGAAGAGAGGGCGAGAAGAAAGCAAGAGAAGGAAGAAAUCGAAAUAAUGGAAGGCGACCUUGAUACGUCAUUGGGCUUCGAACAAAUUGGUAUGGGUGAGCAGGAAGGAGGACUUUAUUACUUCAAGGAGCCUGAAAAGAAGAUGGUGUGCAGUGCGAAGAAGGAGAGUAAGUUUGACCUUUGGCACAAACGACUUGGACAUCCUUCCUCUCAUGUUUUGUCUCUUGUUCCUGAAGUUGGAACAAGUGCAUCUCUUGAUACAGGAACUACAAAUGAGGUUAGCUCUUAUGAUGAAGAUGAAGAACUGCGGACGGAAGAACGGAUGGACCGUUCCAGGAGGAACGGUCGACCGGAGGAAAGCGGCAGAGCAGAUCGGCUACAGACGGUCGACCUGAUGGACCGUUCCGAUGUCCACGGUCGACCGUCCGAGAGGCAGGAUGACGGAUUCCUGAGAGAUGACCGAACGGUCGACCUGGUGGACCGUCCUGAUAUCCACGGCCGACCGUCCGAGAGGCAGAAUGACGGUUCUUUGGGAGAUGAUCAAACGGUCGACCGUUAUGAGGAAGACGGUCGACCGUCGUUGAGGCAGAUAGUUAGCGAUCCGGAACAGCUUCAGACGGUCGACCCCGUGGACCGUUCCACGGACGGCAGUCGACCGUCCUCUUCCCAGCAGGCGGUGGAGAACUUGGGACGUGGUCAACGUGAGAAACGUCCAAAUGUACGUCUUGCCGAUUAUGUUACUCAUGUGGCUGGCUCACAUGUUGGUGAAAAAUGCAAAUAUCCUCUUGCCUCGGAUUCUUUCCUUUUCCUUUUCCUUUACUGAUUAGGAGUCUCAUCUUGUGAUACAUCUAUCCUCAAAUUGCAUUAUAUGCUUCAGUUCACUACUCUCAACUUAAAUCUAAGAUUCUUCAUUGGGGAAAUUUAAUUAUUUCUUCAUUUUUAAUAAGAAAAAAUCAACAAAAAAACACAAAUCUUUCUACUAUAAAGUUAGAAAAACCUACAAAUAGGGAAUAAAAAAUGAAAUUCGAGCUCAGAGAGAAUGAAAAUGUCUUCUCAUAGACUACUUAAGUCUCUGAAGUCUGACAUGCGUUAACAAUUUCAAUAAUUCAUCACAGCAGAAUCAAAAGCAAAACCCAAAAAAACCAAACAUUAAUCUUUUGGAGAAAAGCCAGAUUUCAAACAAAGAAAAUGAGGAAAAAAUCAGAAAUUGACAUCAACACGAAUUUUAAAUUUCAGUUGAAAAACAGCUCUCAUUAGAGAUUGUUGAUUUUUCUAUCAUGAGAAGCAUCAGAAUAGCGUAUAUCGCCUCAAAGGGCAAACAAUCAUUGAGCAAGUAAACCCUAAAACGAUUGAUAAUUCAUAGCCGAAGGAGAUCAGAAAGAUAGAAACUGGUUUCUCAGUCACAGUGAUCAGAAACACGGACCAAUAGUUUGUUCAUCACGUCUCCAAACAUAUCAAAUAAAUCCACAAAAAAACCAAGAGGAGAGAAACGAAAGCAGAAGAAAUCGAAAUUCGAUUCGAUGAGGAUCAUCAGAGACUUAAAUACUACGAAUCAUGGAAAUAUAACUCAUAUUGUUGCAGUAUUUUCUUCAUCAUAUGAUUUGAGCGCCUCAAGAUCGAAAAAGAUAUACAAAUUUUACAGAAAUUAGAGGGAUUGAAAGAGAAGGAGAUGAAGUCGAUAAGAACUGGAGAUCGUCGGAGAAGACUGGUGAUUCUGGUGGGGUA